AUGGCCGCCAUUUCUCCGGAUGUUGUGGUGCCAAAUAUGCUGCGCCUGCAAGAGGCCGGUCGGGGAGUAAAUCAUGGCAUUCCCACAAUGGCAAUGACUGCAUGCAGCAUGGAUGACCUGGUGACCAUGACAGGCUUUGGGUUGGCCUUUAUGUUUGCGUUCUCGAACUGGAAUAUAAAUGAUGGUUGCCGGGCGCCGAGCAUCUUAAUGCUGCGUGCCAUAGGUGGUGGUGUCGUUGGUGGUUUCCUGGGUUUUAUUCUCUGGUUCAUUCCACCUCCAGGCAUGGUAAGUCUUCGCGGUGAAGUGUAA
Molecule: messenger RNA, 309 nt
Organism: Dibothriocephalus latus
Lineage: Eukaryota; Metazoa; Platyhelminthes; Cestoda; Diphyllobothriidea; Diphyllobothriidae
Source: the annotation of a GenBank genome assembly